ACGGGUUAGAAUUAUCGCACGACCCCUGACGGAACCUUGAAUUUAUUGAAAGCUGCAUCUGCAUGAAAUCAAAACAUCAAUGAUACGUUGUUUCGUAUCUAAUUCGUGAACACUUCUAAUCAGAUCAAAACUGAGAAAAUCAAAACAAGCCAUGGCUACUCCUGCUCAAUUAGAGGAAAAGGCUCGACAGGAUCGUCCAGAAGCUCCGACAAUAAGGUAUCAUCAUACCCCGCCCCCGCUACCACCACGAGGAGAGUCUGUCCAGGCCCCUCCACCAUACACAGAUGAUGAUGCGAAGAGGAACGAAUUAAUCUCAAAGCAAUGGCAUUCAAAUGACCCAAGAUCAUCUUCUACACAUUCUUUGGUUCCUUCAGAAUCUAAUCGAGAUGGCCGUCGUAAACUGUUACUCAUUUAUAUUCAUGGCUUCCUGGGCAACGAAACCAGUUUCCAAAGUUUUCCUGCUCACGUUCACAAUCUUCUAACGAUCACGCUCCAAGCAACGCAUAUUAUCCAUACAAAAAUUUAUCCUAGAUAUAAGUCCAGAAAAGCCAUCAACUUUGCUCGGGAUGAUUUUAGCAAUUGGUAAGCCCCUCCCCUACCAUCAUCACUCAUUACCAGCUAAAGAUGGUGCCAGGCUGGAGCCCCAUGAAGAUUCUUUGACCGACAUUAUUCUACUAGGCCAUAGUAUGGGAGGGAUUCUAUCUUCGGAGGUCGUCCUCCAACCUCCAUCUCCUCCAGCAAAUCGUCCCUUUCGCCAUAGGAUAUUGGGAACAGUUAGCUUUGAUACUCCAUUUCUAGGUAUGCAUCCUGGAGUUGUGCUCAGUGGAAUUGGAAGUCUUUUUAGACCAGCGCCAGAUCCUCCAAGCUCAAGAACAGGGUCAUUAUCGCCCACCGGGGCAAGUUCGCCGUCGAUAAACGGCCUCGCAUCUACAGCAAGCCUCACAGACGCACUCUCAGGCUCGAAUACUAUGUAUCAAGAAAUUGAUGGGCAAAGCAUGACAUCUCUAGCUACGCUACCAUCAAACGAUAAAUAUUACAAUGCCCCUUUCUUCAACGAUAUCAGAAUACCAGAGCGAAAAGGAUUUGACAACUUCUUACAUUUCGUUAACAAGCAUGCUGAGGGUGUUGGGAUAACAGCAAAGUUAGGUGGUUUGACUUCUGCAACGUCACAGUAUUUUGUAUCGCAUCUGGAGUUUGGUAGUUGUCUUGCAGAUUAUCCUGGCUUGAUGAAUCGUUAUUCCAAAAUACGUGCUUUGGAAGAUGUUGAUGAACUUGCUGGGGGAAGCAAUUUUGUCAAUCAAAACCAAAAAUCCCGGAGAAGAUUCAUCAAUUAUUACACUGCAAGUACUGGUCGGCCCAAGAAGCCACGAAAUUCUGCCGUUGAAGAAUCCCUUCAUGAUAACGUUGCGUUGGAGGCAGGAAUGAGUAAUUUGAGCCUAGAUCAUUCCGAAACUCAGGCCUCAACAUCAGAGGAGAAUCAAACUAUGACGGAUACUAACCUUGAUUCAGCCAACGGUAUACAUAUGCAGCAGGUUGAGGAACAGAUGCAAGAGUUAGGUGACAGUUCAGGAGUUCAGGAAGAUGCUCCACGAUCACCAGAAUUGCGACAGGUUGAUUCAAUUCCCAUUGAAGAAGACGAACCACUACCUAUAGCAGGUCUACCACAUGGAGAGGAAACAGAGAACUCAGAUACUACUACACAAAAAGCACCCACCGAACCUCCCCUCCCUCCUAUUCCCGAUACGCCCACAGAACCACAACCAAUGAACCUUGAUCUUUAUACAGACAAAGACUCUCGGAAAGUCGCAGAAAAAGAACACAAACGCAUUGUGAAGGCUUACAGUCAAGCCUUGAAGGAUCGAGAAAGUGCUCUCAAAGAUCGUCGCAAAUUGAUGGAGAAAAGAGAAAAGAAAGCACGAAAAGAUCAGGAGAAACAAUUGAAAGCUCAAGACAAGCAAAGAUUAAAGGAAGAAAGAGGAGAGGAAAAGCGACAGGCCACAUUGAAUUCCAAAUCCCCCAAAGGGAAAGAGAACGCCCCGAAGGCGGAGCAGAAGAUAGAGAAGCCAAAAAAGGACAAGAAGUUUUGUAUGCUGCCUCCGGAGUCUGGAGGACAGGAGGAUGCCUGCUGGACCCGAAUUUAUAUGGAAGGGGUAGAUGAAAUUGGGGCACAUUGUGGUCUUUUUUUUCCAGGGCCACAAUAUGAAAGCUUGGUUGGAGAUGUAGGUGAAAGGAUUGAGACAUGGGUAAAGGAAGAUGCAGCGAAGAGAGCAGUCCUCUCUGGACGAUAAGUUUUACGAGACGGAUGUGAUGUUUAUUCUUUUAUUGACGAGGCAACCACAUUUAUGAAGAUACCCUAGUCAACAUGGCAAUUGCUCAUAUAAAACUUAUGAAUGUUCAAGCAGCGUUUGUUACAUUUAGGCCGAAAUAUUCUCCUAUUUAGC
This is a messenger RNA of Sclerotinia trifoliorum, 2441 nucleotides long. Lineage: Eukaryota; Fungi; Ascomycota; Leotiomycetes; Helotiales; Sclerotiniaceae. The record is from the annotation of a GenBank genome assembly.